This is a messenger RNA of Python bivittatus (Burmese python), 2898 nucleotides long. It is a transcript of the gene MFGE8, whose product is annotated as milk fat globule EGF and factor V/VIII domain containing. The record is from RefSeq and is a predicted model, not a curated record. Gene Ontology annotation, cellular component: plasma membrane. Lineage: Eukaryota; Metazoa; Chordata; Lepidosauria; Squamata; Pythonidae. Gene Ontology annotation, molecular function: signaling receptor activity; calcium ion binding.
UCAUUCGCUAACCGACUUAAUCCCUGCGAAAGGAGCAAAACGCAAACAGCCGCGGAGUGGGACGGGACGGGAGUCCAGCGCCGGAGGGAACCUCAUGGAGAGCUCGAGCUCCCGGCGGCUCCUGCUGGGGCUUUGGGUCGCCUUCUCCGCGCUGAGCGUCAUCAGCGGGGUUUUUUGUGAGGGGAACCAUUGUCAGAAUGGAGGAACUUGUCUCAAGAGCCUAAAUGAAUCUCCUUUCUUCUGUGUCUGUGCAGAAGGCUUUACUGGGAUUACCUGCAAUGAAACCGAGAAAGGUCCAUGCCACCCAAAUCCAUGCCAGAAUGGUGGGGAGUGCAAGCUAGUUCCCAGCCGGGGUGAUGCCUUCAUUGAAUACAUGUGCAUAUGUCUUCCCGGGUAUAAUGGCAAACACUGCCAGCACAGCACGAAUGAAUGCCUUUCACAGCCCUGUAAGAAUGGAGGGACCUGCCUGGAUCAGAAGGGCAACUUUGCCUGUAAAUGCACAUCACCCUAUAUGGGGAAGACCUGCCAUAUCCGCUGUGCAGAUGCAUUGGGCAUGCAAACAGGAGCUAUUGUGGAUGGCCAGCUUACAGCAUCUUCUGUGUACUAUGGCUUCCUGGGUCUGCAACGCUGGGGCCCCGAACUUGCCCGUCUCCACAACACAGGAAUUGUGAAUGCCUGGACAUCCAGCAACUAUGACCAAAACCCUUGGAUUCAGCUUAAUCUGUUGAACCAAAUGAGGAUCUCUGGGGUUGUUACUCAAGGAGCAAGCCGUGCGGGCCGAGCAGAGUAUGUCCGUGCCUACAAAGUUGCCUACAGUAUAGAUGGACGAGAAUUUGAAUUCUAUAAGGAUGAGAAUCAAAAUCAGGAAAAGGUUUUCUCAGGCAAUGCAGACAAAUAUAGUCCUGUGACCAAUAUGUUUAAUCCUCCAGUUACCGCCCAGUAUUUUCGUAUCUACCCUGUGAUCUGUUACCGAGCCUGCACUGCGCGGUUUGAACUGAUUGGCUGUGAAAUGAAUGUGUAUUUCAACAUGGCAGGUUGCUCGGAUCCACUGGGCAUGAAGUCCCAUCUCAUCUCUGACCAGCAGAUCACAGCCUCCAGUGUGUACAAGACCUGGGGCAUGGAUGCGAUGGCUUGGCACCCCUACUAUGCUCGCCUGGAUAAGAGUGGGAAAACCAAUGCCUGGGCAGCCCUCACCAACAAGCAAGGCGAGUGGCUUCAGAUUGAUCUUCAGAGACAGAAAAAAGUGACUGGGGUUAUUACGCAGGGAGCACGAGAUUUUGGGCACAUUCAGUAUGUAGCAGCCUACAAAGUGGCCUACAGCGAUGAUGGGAAAUCGUGGACUCUCUACAAGGACAGCAGGACAAACAUCACCAAGGUAUUCCAAGGCAACCAUGACAACUACUCACACAAGAAGAACACGUUUGACGUGCCAUUCUACGCGCGCUUUGUCCGCAUCUUACCUGAGGCUUGGCACAACCGCAUCACGUUGCGGGUAGAACUUCUGGGUUGUGAGGAGUAGACGGUGGACGAAAGGAGGGAUGGUGUCACGAAUCAGACUGCUCCACCACUCCCCACACCUGCUCUUUCCCCUUUUUCCAGAGAUCCCACAGGGCUUACGGUUCCAGCAUCCUCUCCUCCAUAUUUUAUUUUUGCACCAUUGGUAAGAAUGCCUCAUCUUUCACAGGCUGGGCGUUGCCAAACUUUUAGAAGUGAUACCAGAAGCUCGUGAAAGAAGGGACCUCAGUAUGUCUCACCUGAUCCUUUUCUUCUGCCCUUGCUUUCCCAAAUUACGUGGCUGGCUUUUGAGGGGAUGGCUGCCCACUCUGUAUGAUUAUGGUGUGGCCCCCUUAGUUUCCCGUGGGUUCCUAGCACUGCACUUUAAGAACCUCUUUCUGUGGCAGGGCUCUCUGUUUUUAAAGUCCUGCCAAGUUUUGGGUUCUCCUGGAGCGUGACCGUACACUGUAGAUUUAAGUGGCUUUAGGCACACUCAGAACUAUAAUUUGGGGAAAGUUUGAGCUCCCUAGCUGAGAACCUCACCUUCUCUAGAAAUUACAGUUCCCAGGAUUCUCUUGUUCGACAGCCGAUGUGCAUUUUAUAGGUCUGAACAAAGGAAGAGGUAGUUUUGCCAUCUCUGUCAGCUUUGCAAAUUAAAUAGAGCUGCCCAGUUUUGUAUAAUUUGUAUUCCGCUUCUAGAGUCGCUGAGGGGAAAGAAGUCAUCUUUCAUCUUUGCUAACCCUUCUCCUACCUGAGAAACGUACAGCUCCCCUCUCUCAGCUCCAGCCAAUUCCCACCUGCAUUUAUAUUCAGCUUUGCAACCAUGAGGGCUAGAGACUUUAUUUCUUCUUCUUCUUUUUUUUUUUUUAGCAGUGGGAGUGAAAUUUUUCACUUGCAUGGAUUCUGCCAAGUUGUCUUCUUUACACUCCCUCCCCCGUCUUCUGAAGCCACUCAAUGCCUUCCUCUCCCCAAGCACAUACACGUUUUGCUGACCGAAGGAAUCGAAGUGUUUUUCUUCCUCCCCUCCACCCGUGCCACAGCUACCAUCAAGGAUUCUGCACUGUCAUGUCAACUCCGUGCUUGGCAGAGGCACUAAGAAGAAACAGAAUUUUCUGGAGGGGAAGAAAUACAUUGAAAAACGCAAAUAAAUUGGGAACAACGUUUUUUUGGAAGGGCUGCAGUGGGGGGGGGGGAAGGGUUGGGACACAUGUCUUUCUGUAAGACAAAGCUACUCAGUGGCUUUGGGGGGGGUGGGGAUGGGCAGGGGGCCCAGUGUGAAUUCUGGAAGUAAUUAACUCAGAGCAAAGGCAUCCAAAGUUGUAAGAAAUGCUGAUGGUGGCUGUGGCUUCCCGAUGGGAUGCAGUGUUAAAGAAGAACGGGCAAUAUUAAAACAAGAACUCUGUU